AUGAGUAAGGUAUCAUUUAGGGCUCGGGCGCUGGACGCCACGAAGCCCAUGCCAGUCUACAAGGCUUUUGAGAUUCCAGACAUCAAGGAUUUUGCACAGAUAAACCGAUCUGUUCCGCAAAUGCCGACAGGAAUGGAGAAAGAGGAAGAAACGGAACAUCACCUCCAGCGAGCCUUGUCGGCACAGCAGGUCUAUGGAUCUUCAGAGGCGCUGGUUAUCCCUAUCCCAGAAGUGCAGGACAUUUCGGAUCGGUAUUUCUGCCUGUAUCCAGACACCUACAAGCCAUCCAAACAGUACAUUCAUAUACAAGCUUUCAGUAUGGAUCAAGAGAUCCCAGACUAUGACAUGGACAGUGACGAUGACACCUGGUUGAACGAACACAGCAAGAAGAUGGAAAUCACACCCAGCAAGUUUGAGGAGAUGAUGGACCGUCUAGAAAAAGGCAGUGGCCAGCAGGUUGUGACUCUUCAUGAAGCCAAACUGUUAUUGAAAGAGGAUGAUGAUCUGAUUAUAGCGGUGUAUGAUUACUGGUUGAACAAACGGCUGAAGAUGCAAAGACCAUUGAUUGCAACAGUGAAGAGUGAGAAGAGAGAUGGGACCACUUCUAACAACCCAUAUGUUGCAUUCCGACGGAGGACCGAAAAAAUGCAAACCAGAAAGAAUCGCAAAAAUGAUGAAGUCUCUUACGAAAAAAUGCUCAAAUUACGGCGAGACCUGCAAAAAACCCUCACACUUCUAGAACUGCUGAAGAGAAGAGAAAAAAGUAAGAAAGAACUCCUGCAGCUGACAAUUGAAAUUUUAGAAAAACGAAACGAAAUGGACGAUUUCACAGGCAGCGCCCUCGCAGAGGCAGAGGAAGAGCGAGAAAAACACCCGACGUUUGUCGCCCCGUUUGCCCUCAACAGUCGCGGGGAGUGGGUUCAGACCUCCAAGGGGGAGGAGAUCACUCCAGUGCGAAAGAAGAGGCAAUAUCGCAAAAGGAAGCAGUCACAGCAGAACCAGAUCUUACCUCAUGCCAUCUUGCAGCACUUACAGCAGCAGCAGCACCACCACCACCACCAUUCGGUGGAUGACGUGGACAUUGUUGAUAGUUCUGAUGAAGAUAUUUUAUCCCCUGCUUUGUCACAGUCGGAACAUGAAGAUGAGAAUGAUCCAGAUGGCAUGUUUGCUUUCAAGAGGAGGAGGAACUGCCAUUAUCAUCAACCCAUGCAAUCUGGCGUAGGAAACUGGCCAUGGUAUGGGUCAAAAGAUGGUGGAAAGGCUGACCGGAGGUUCCGUUUCUCACUCACAUCUUUACCAACAGGUUGUUUGGGCUAUGCACGUAGGAGAGUGGGCAGAGGAGGGAGGGUGAUCUUUGACAGAGCAAGCACACCUUGGGAUGACGUGUUAGAGCGACUUGACUUUGGCUCGAGUUACCACCAAUCCAGUAUUUACUCAGACUACAUCAUCUAUGUCAGGGAUAACAAAAUACAUCAUUAUCGACCAAAGUCGCCCCCUCCGAAAGAUUCUUCCCCGGCUGCUGGUUCCAGUAAUGGGACUAGAGGAGGGACUGGUGAAGGGGGCAGCUGUGGCCGGCACUUGUCCGAGUUUGACAUGGAAAGUUUCCACAGCCACCAGGAACAGCUCCUGGAGAUGCAGCGGGAGCAGCAGCAGAGACUCUUCACAGAAGAUGAUCAUGACACUGCUGUGGUGCUAAAUCUGGAGCCCAUGCUCCGUCAGGGCGACCCCAGCUCACGUUUUACAUUAGACUCGGCCAGUGCGGAAUUUGCCGUUCGGGCAUUAGUGGAGUCUCCGGAUUUAGGCUCUUUAUCGUCACUGGAAGGGAGCACCACUGGGAACCUGAACACCACCACCACAGUAUCCUCCAUAGGCAGCAGAGUGGGUUUACAGCAGUUGAGUUUUUCAUUAGUGAACAAAGCAGUUGACUCUACCAGCACAAGCGGAGCAAAUGGUAAAACUAUUGCCAGCUCAGUGUCGUCCCUGAAAAAUUCCCAAACUGACAGUUCUUUGAUGACAAAACUGCCCGUCAUCACCAACUCAGUGAUGCCAACAUCCUUGUCGUCCGUCUCACUGCUUCAUAAAUCACCGGUGGUGCCCUCAUUGCCACAGAUAACAUUGUCGCAGUCUGCAGUGUCAUUAGCGUCACUGUUGCCAUCUUCAGUGUCACUUUCAUCCACUGCCACCAUCCUGCUGUCAAAAACAAAUGGUCCUUUAACAUCAUCCACACAUGUCAAACCCAGUGGGCUUUCAACAUCUCCUGCAGCGAGUGUCCUUCAGCUCAACUUUCCUGCAAGUUCAUCCUCGUUGCUCGCCACACUCCAGUCAUCAGCAUUGUCGUCAUCUUCGUCUAGUCCAGCGUUCAUCACUGUCUCAUCAUCUUCGCCAUCUCCUGCUGCCGUGACGCCAACAGCUACCUCUGCCACAUCAGCGACAGCGGCGGCUCUACAGUUGCAGCGGUCGCUGAACAACAAAGUUAAUCCCGUUAAUUCACCAGCCAGUUUGUACAAGUUGCCAGUUUCUGCAACACCCAGCUCAAACUUUGAUAUUCUCAGGCCAAACCAUGAUGAGAUUAUGUUCAACAAAGACACAGGAAUCCCCAUGGAUGUGACAUGA
Molecule: messenger RNA, 2613 nt
Organism: Candidula unifasciata
Lineage: Eukaryota; Metazoa; Mollusca; Gastropoda; Stylommatophora; Geomitridae
Source: the annotation of a GenBank genome assembly